Paraphaeosphaeria sporulosa is the source of this 537-nucleotide messenger RNA. RefSeq lists its product as uncharacterized. Bases 1 to 537 code for a protein of 178 amino acids. The transcript is spliced from 2 exons. The record is from RefSeq and is a predicted model, not a curated record. Lineage: Eukaryota; Fungi; Ascomycota; Dothideomycetes; Pleosporales; Didymosphaeriaceae.
AUGCUGCUCGGUUAUCUCCUUGUCUCUCUCUGGGCGCUGCUCAUCUCGGCCGACUUCGACGUCUUCUUGGUGGUUAAAACACUGCCGAAAUUGGAUUCAAACCACCUCAGCUGGCAGAUCGUCGACCCCAAUCGACACGAAUGCCCCGAUCCCGCCCACACGCGCCUGUUCGACAGCAAGGGUGACGUCAGCGGCAACAAGCUCGGUAUUCGUUGCGAGCCUACAUACCCGCCUUUAGUUCACCCGUUGGGUCCCUGCCUCUGGUUUGAUACUUCUACACCCCGGGAUAUUACACUGUUCGAGAUGCACCUCUCAGAAAUGCCAAAGGUGCAUUACACCCUUUACAAAAACGGCAACUGGGAGAUGAUCGGCCUAUACGGUGAAUCGGCGGGCCACUGCGCACCCGCGCCGUGGCCGGCGCCUGUUGACCCGCCCAACUCUCAGUGUGGAGAUUAUGGGCUCUGGAGGAAGUUCCGGUGCUACACGUUCUACACGGCGGAUUAUAUCAAUAGCUAUGAGCGCGGUUGGCAUCCAUAG